Molecule: messenger RNA, 1974 nt
Organism: Aspergillus glaucus CBS 516.65
Lineage: Eukaryota; Fungi; Ascomycota; Eurotiomycetes; Eurotiales; Aspergillaceae
Product: RNP domain protein
Exons: 10
Coding region: 243-1706 (487 amino acids)
Cellular component (GO): nucleus; cytoplasm
Molecular function (GO): mRNA binding
Source: RefSeq, a predicted model, not a curated record
CCUAGGCAUGUCCCGUUAGCUAUCCUACAGUUACCCUACAGCUUCCCCCAACCGUGCGUGGUUUAGAGCGCAUGUCCGUGGGUGUCUUGUCGCGUCGUGUUUUUUUCCCUGAUUUCUUCUUUCCACUCACUCUUUCUCUUCUCUUUUCCCAUUAUCAACGAUUUGGGUAGAAUAGAGUAGAGACAACCAACCAUCUUCCCACGACUACUCUACUACUCUUGUCUACCUCGCGCAGUCUCAACAUGGCCGACGUCUACCGCCCCUAUCAACGCGAGAGAUCUCGUUCCCCUCGUCGUCGUUCCCGGAGUCCCCGACGGAGCCGUCGCUCAUACUCGCCCCGCAGUCGUUCGCGCAGCCGUGACGACUACCGUACUGAUCGCCGCUCCCGUUCGCCUUUGAGUCCUUCCGGUGCUGCUUCUGCCGGUGGUCGCGCUAGUUACGGUCCUCCUAGACCUUUCGAAGAACGAGUUGUCGCCAAAGAGCAAAUGAUGCAGACCGUUCGCGAAUCAUCCCAGCAAGACCGUCGGGUCUAUGUGGGCAAUCUGUCCUACGAUGUCAAGUGGCAUCAUCUGAAAGAUUUUAUGAGACAGGCUGGAGAGGUUCUCUUUGCCGAUGUCUUACUACUUCCCAAUGGAAUGUCGAAGGGAUGCGGGAUUGUGGAAUACGCAACAAGGGACCAAGCGCAAAAUGCUGUCAACUCGCUCAGCAACCAAAACCUUAUGGGUCGUCUCGUCUACGUUCGCGAGGACCGUGAAGCUGAGCCCCGCUUCACUGGUGGCCCCCCUCGCGGUGAAUUUCCCGCCCGGGGCGGCGGUUUUGGAGGUGGCUUCGGCGGCGGCGGUGGCUUCGGUGCCGGCGCUGCUGGCCGACAGCUCUACGUGAACAACCUCCCGUUCAAUGUUGGCUGGCAAGACCUGAAGGAUCUCUUCCGCCAAGCUGCUCAGCAAGGUACCGUGAUCCGUGCCGAUGUCCACACCGACCCCACUGGUCGUCCCAAGGGCUCUGGAAUUGUCGCGUUUGAAUCGCCAGAUGAUGCGCGCAAUGCCAUUCAACAGUUUAACGGCUACGACUGGCAAGGCCGGAUGUUGGAGGUCCGUGAGGACAGAUUUGCCGGUGGUCCCCCUGGCUUCGGCGGCCGCGGCGGUUUCGGCGGUGGCUUCGGUGGUCGUGGUGGUGGCUUCGGUGGUCGUGGUGGUGGCUUCGGUGGCCGCGGUGGAUUUGGCGGUGGCUUCGGUGGCCGCGGCGGCUACGGCGGUGGUCCUGGUCCUGGUCCUGGCUUUGGAGGACCAGCAGGACCCGGAGGACCCGGAGGACCGGGCUUCGAACCUGUUUCCGCAGUGCCUCCGAACCCGUUCACGGACUUUGCGACGUCCGGUGGAGACCGGUCUGCCGUCAUCUAUGUGCGCAACCUGCCCUGGUCCACAUGCAACGAAGAUCUUGUGGAUCUGUUCUCGACCAUUGGAAAGGUUGACCGUGCCGAGAUUCAAUACGAGCCUAAUGGCCGUUCUCGUGGCACUGGUGUUGUCCAGUUUGACAGUGCGGAGACUGCCGAAACUUCCAUCGCCAAGUUCACUGGCUACCAGUACGGUGGUCGUCCCCUGGGCAUCACCUUUGUCAAGUACAUGAACGCGGGCCCUGGUGACCCUGAUGCCAUGGACAGUGACUUCCAACCUCCUUCUGGAAUCACUCAGGAUCAGAUCAUGUAAUAAUAGGAAAUUAUUACUGUAUACUUUUCCUGGCGGCAAUCGGUCGGUUCUGAAAAGUUGAGAUGAUAUUACCCUGAGAUUGUGAUUUUAUGGAGGUAUUCUUGGUUUGUCUUUUUAUCUUUGCUUUCUAAUAUCCUCCUUGUUUCCUCCACUAGUUACCAUGUUUUAUGGGAAAAUAACAGGAAUUGAUGAUUUCUGACCUUGUCCUGCUCGUUUGCUUGUAUUUAUCGGUCUGAUAAUUGAUCUCCAUCUCUGCUAUCUCGGCGAA